AUGGGGAGAGCUAUCUCAAAAGCACGAACUCUGAGUCCCCUCCUUCCAUUCUUCGUCUUCGCCGUCCUUGCCUCCCUUGCUGCCUUGGAUUCCACGCAAGCCGCAAGCGCAGAAAAUAACACAUCAAUUCAUGGCACAGACUCAGGCGCAACUCUCACUUCCAAAAACGCCUCAUGUGAGCAGUCCCCGUUCGCCGGCUACGACUGCGUCCUGACUGUGGUCCCCGGUCAGUUCGAAAUCCACUGGGCGCUGGACGGGGAGCUCUUAUACAUCGCGGCGGUGGCGACCACCACCGGCUGGGUUGCGGUCGGUUGGUCGCCCACCGGGCAAAUGGUCGGCUCCAAUGCGGUCAUCGGCCCGGAUCCUAACCCAGUCGGGGGGUUCGAAAUACAAGCUUUUAGGCUCGGGGGAAGAAGCGUCUCCCGGGUGCACCCCAACCCGAACAUCACGGUUUUGUUUGCGAGUUCCGUCACUAUGGAGGGCGUGACCCGGUUGGAGUUUGCCCGGUUGGUGAAUGAAAGUGGCCCGGGGAUCGUGCCGGUAGUGGCGGCGAAGGGGGUGCCCAACCGGAUGCUCUGGGCGGUGUCGCCGGACGGGUCCACCGGGCUGCAAUACCACGGGCCGACCAACAGGAUGCCAUUCUCGGUCGACUUUGUGAGCGGCGCCUCCGCGCGCGCGCUGAUCGAUGACGAAGCCCAUUACCGCCACCUGGCGUCCAAGAUGCGCGCGCACGGCUGGCUCAUGGGCUUCGGUGUGGGCGUACUGCUGCCGCUAGGCGCGCUCGCGAGCAGGUUUGGCAAGAACCGUCUGCCGCACUGGUUCUACCUGCACGCCGUUUGCCAGAUCACGGGUGUCAUCCUGAUGACGAUCGGCGCAAUCAUUGCCUUCAGCUACUUUGACGCGCUCCAGCGCGCGCAGUCGCACGCGCAGGCGAGACAGCAUUCGAUUGGGCUCACAAUCUUCAUCCUGGCCUGGGUCCAGCUGCUGAUCGCCCUGUUCCGCCCGAGCCCGGGCACCAGAAUCCGGCGGAUCUGGUUUUUGUGGCACUGGUUCCUCGGAACCGGAAUCAUCAUCAUGGGCGGGGUUAACGUUUUCCUGGGAAUGGCUCUCUUCCACAAGUACACAGACUACGGAAUACAGGGCGCCCGCGUGGUAUACGCUAUCUUCGUCUCGUUUUACGCCCUCGUAUACCUGGCUUUGGACACCUUCCUAAAGCCUGCGCCCGACGCGGCCGAGCGCGCGCGCAUCCAGCUCAGCACGUUCCCAAACCCUGCCCCGCAGUACCCGGACAGCCGCCCAGACGCGGCCGCGGUCCCGCCCAGCGGCGCGGGUUUCGUGUAA
This is a messenger RNA of Klebsormidium nitens, 1341 nucleotides long. Lineage: Eukaryota; Viridiplantae; Streptophyta; Klebsormidiophyceae; Klebsormidiales; Klebsormidiaceae. The record is from the annotation of a GenBank genome assembly.